UCAAAACCCACAAACCGGAGGCAGGAGGAAACCAAACCUCGCGGGACACCUGUGCUCUUUCUUAUCGUCCUUUUUGAGGUUUUGUUUUUGUUUUGUUUUUGUUUUUUACAGAGCACAUUACUCAAGAUCUGGACCCAUUUCUAAAUUGUGGGUCAUGAUAGCGAGCGGGGAAACUGGGAUGUAGACGCGGAAACCAGCGGCGAAUUCGGCGGCACCACCAGUAGCAGCAUCAGUCGGUCGGCGGAUGGAGAUCCGUUGUGAAGGCGGAGGUUUGAUAAUGAUGAUGAUCAUUACGAUGAUAUAGCAGGUGCUUCAGAUUGGUGCCGCAUUGCCAGACCGCCGCGAGCGACGCCGGAGAGACGGUGAUGCUGUCGUCGUCACUGUGUCACAGGAACAGAGAAAGAGAGGAGAGGCUUUGACAUGGAGGGAAGCGGUUGUCUCUCGGCUCUGAGCUCAGGCCACCCGGAUCAGCAGGAGCAUCACAGCAGCAGCGUCUGUGCCAGUUCUGGAUGGAUUACGUCUACAGAGCAGCAGGCCUCCAUCUGAAGUCAGCUGCUGAUCUGGGAACCAUAAAUAAAAACACUAAGUACACUUCUCUGCCCUGUUGCUGCCGGAGCUAACAAUUUAUUUUGUUUAUUUAUUGGAAGCUGGUGUGGUGGGAUCCCCGUGGAGGGGCAGCUGUUGCAAAAGAUGACUCACUUACAGGCUGGCCUUUCUCCAGAGACUCUGGAGAAGGCCAAGGUGGAACUGAAAGAGAACCCUGAGACUUUACACCAGGACAUCCAGGAGGUCCGGGACAUGAUCAUCACCCGGCCGGACAUCGGUUUCCUCAGGACAGACGACGCGUUUAUCCUCAGAUUCCUCCGGGCGAGAAAAUUCAACCACUUCGAGGCGUUCCGGCUGCUGGCACAGUAUUUUGAGUACAGACAGCAAAAUCUGGACAUGUUCAAGAACUUGAAACCCACCGACCCGGGCAUUAAGCAGGCUCUGAAGGACGGUUUUCCCGGCGUACUCUCCAAUCUAGACAAAUACGGAAGGAAAAUCCUGGUCCUGUUCGCAGCUAACUGGGACCAGAGCAGAUACACUUUUGUGGACAUACUAAGGGCGAUUUUGCUGUCGCUGGAAUCAAUGAUAGAAGAUCCCGAGCUGCAGGUCAAUGGCUUCAUCCUCAUUAUUGACUGGAGCAACUUCACCUUCAAGCAGGCGUCCAAACUGACCCCCAGCAUGCUGCGGCUGGCCAUCGAGGGGCUGCAGGAUAGUUUUCCUGCCAGAUUUGGAGGGAUUCACUUUGUGAAUCAGCCGUGGUACAUCCACGCGCUCUAUACUGUCAUUCGACCAUUCCUCAAAGACAAGACCAGGAAGAGGAUCUUCAUGCACGGUAACAACCUGAACAGCCUCCACCAGCUGAUCCACCCAGAGAUCUUGCCAUCAGAGCUGGGAGGAAUGAUGCCACCAUACGAUAUGGGGACGUGGGCUCGGACGCUGCUGGACCACGCCUACGAUGAGGAAACUGACUACUGUCCAGAGUCCUACACCCUGUCGGUGCAAGACCUGGAGAGAGACUUAGAGAAAAACAUGUCCCCCAAAACCAUGAAGAGGUCUCAGUCAGUGGUGGAACCAGGAGUCCUGAAGAGACCCGAUAAAGUUAAGAGUGAAGAGGACAACAUGCAGCCACUGCUCUCGCUGGACUAAACCACAUAUUAGCAGCUCAAAAGCAUUUCAAUGUCAUCAAUGUUUUUACACACAAAUACACUGACUUAGCUGUGCACAUACUGGAAGCAACACAUGCCCUGAAAAAACAUCUUUCUCCAGAAAAUACUCCUUCUGCUGCCGUUGGAUUCAUGUUUCUCUUGAACUUAAGGAAGAGCAUAUUACCAGAGACAAGAGGGACCUUUCCUCAGACCGAAAGGGAUCCUAAGAGCUACUGAUGGUGU
Messenger RNA from Melanotaenia boesemani (Boeseman's rainbowfish), 1934 nucleotides. RefSeq names its product clavesin 2 (gene clvs2). Bases 691 to 1692 code for a protein of 333 amino acids. Lineage: Eukaryota; Metazoa; Chordata; Actinopteri; Atheriniformes; Melanotaeniidae. The record is from RefSeq and is a predicted model, not a curated record. Gene Ontology annotation, cellular component: membrane. Gene Ontology annotation, molecular function: phosphatidylinositol bisphosphate binding. The transcript is spliced from 6 exons.